Molecule: messenger RNA, 2220 nt
Organism: Aspergillus puulaauensis
Lineage: Eukaryota; Fungi; Ascomycota; Eurotiomycetes; Eurotiales; Aspergillaceae
Exons: 4
Coding region: 1-2220 (739 amino acids)
Biological process (GO): regulation of DNA-templated transcription; DNA-templated transcription
Cellular component (GO): nucleus
Molecular function (GO): DNA-binding transcription factor activity, RNA polymerase II-specific; zinc ion binding; DNA binding
Source: RefSeq, a predicted model, not a curated record
AUGGAUAUCACGGAGCAGGACGAGCUAUCUCCACCGGUGGAGGGAGCUCCAAUAUCAAAGGCAAAGGGCCGUCCAGAUCAUCUCAUGAAGCGUGUCUCGAGGGCGUGCCUACAUUGUCGACAGCGCAAAUCUAAGUGUGACUUAGAUGCAAGCGGUAGCCCUGGUGUACCGCCAUGCCAGCGAUGUAUUCGAGAUCGUCGAGACUGUGUUCUCGGCGGUUCGAAUCGAGGAGGUCGUCGCAUUCGCAAAAAUAAAAUCAAAAACUUCACUCCAGAUACGAAACAACCGACCCAGAAGAAACCAGACUUGGAGUCGGCCAGCCCGACAGAGUCAGAAACCAUUCAACAGGCCGCCAGCUCAUACCCGGGCCCGGUAGUUUUCGUACCCACUAAUCCUCCCGCCCAAGCGGUAGCGACAGCGACGUCGGUAUCGGUUGAUGAUGAAGAUGCGGCAUCUAUCGGCUCGGUACCUCGAAACCCAUCUGAUGCGUGGCAAUGUUUGACCGACAUUGCGAAACGAGGGACCGAGGGGCCCAGUCCCGCAACCACGGACUCUGUGCGCACCGGCACGGGCGGAUAUUCAGUAUACAGCGCACUCCAGAAUGGCGAUGUAACAGGCUUCCAAACAAAGACCGGAAUCAAGACCUACAGACUGGUGCAGUCGCGGUCUCUUGAUCCGGGAACUGUCUGGCAGCUUGUUGCUCGCUACGCUGAACAUUUCCAUCCAUAUCUUCCUCUAGUACCACGAAAGUAUUUCUCUCGGACAACCUUGGACGCUUUUGCCAACGAUGAGAAACAUCUCCUCACGGCGGUUCUCACGAUCGCAUCAAAAGACUUGGUCGAGCGGCCGGAGAUUCACGAGUACUGCUCCAAAUACAUGCACGAAUUGAUAUCCGGCAUUGCAGCCGGGGCAGAUUGUGAUGUGGAGGCUGUGGAAGCGUUGCUUUUACUCGCUGAAUGGGAACCGCAGGGUCUAAGACCAAAAAUCGAGCGUGUAGGGCGCGGUGAGGAGGACAGAGCCGCUUGGAUGCAUGUUGGACUUGCGCUACGCUCCGGCUAUUUUCUUGGACUCGACAGAACUUCAUUCCGUGGGGAUGCCUCCGGGGACACAGAAGCAGAGGAGCGCAGGCGAUUGGCAUGGACCAGCUGCUAUAUCUCGGACCGACUUAUUUCUGUGAGGAUUGGUCGUGCGUUCUGGUCGCGAGGCCCAGGUCCAAUGACUGGACUUGUCAGCCAGGAUUUCCCAUCACUUCAACCUAUUAAAGACGGUGACGAGGAUUACGCGCAAAUAUUCCAGGCAACCCUGGAUCUCACUCAGCUCUACGGAAAUGUCCACGACCUUCUCUACUCUGGAAUGCGAACAAGCAGCCAGAUGAUGCUGAUGGGAGAUUACGUGAAAUACGUGGAUGAUUUCCGGCUCGCGAUUUUACGGUGGAAGUCACGUUGGGGCUCUUUGAAAUGCUCUACGCCCAUGCGGACUACCCUGGAGCUGUCAUACGAGUAUUUGAGGCUUUACACCAAUGCGUUUGCCUUUCAGGCCGCAAUUUCUCAGUCCUUAUCAAAACAGAAAAAUGACGGUCAAUCUCAACGAGAGCAUUUGCGGGCAACCUUUGAUAACGUGGCUUCAAUGCAGGAUGCUCGGUUUAUCAUCGAAUCGUUAGAUGCCGCCAAAGCCUAUUUGACAAUUCUCGUGGAGACUGCGGAUCCUGAGAAACAUCUUCACUUUAUGCCCCUUAGGUUCUACCUGUAUGGAAUUUAUGCAGCAGUCUUCCUAUACAAGGCACGGUCGUUCGGCGUCAUGCCGCCUGCAGAGGAAAUGAGCGUCCGCGAUCUCGUCAGUCGAACGACAGAAGUACUGAAUCGAGCCAGUGCUGGACCAGACGACAUUGGAGCGCGUUAUUCUCGACUUCUCGAACUUCUAUGGCGGCCUAAACCGACUGCCCCAGCCUCGCCAGCAGGCACUCAACAAGGCAAUGAUGUCAUAAUGCAAAACACUAACCCUAUCUCGAACUGCAUGCCCGACCAGGACGGCUAUGUGCAUUUCAGCCCUGCAAAUGAUUUCUCCUGGCUAGAUCUCGAAGCCGUAGGAGACUACGUCUCUGGAGAUCCCGGUGCGUUGUCGCUGGAUGCUUUCCAAAGCACUGGUUUAUACACAGGCUCUGAUCGAGCAUGGCAGACCCCAAUGUGGUCGGGCGAUAUGACCAAUACUCUUCUGUUCUAG